Cladophialophora yegresii CBS 114405 is the source of this 3018-nucleotide messenger RNA. Its product is annotated as 2-oxoglutarate dehydrogenase, mitochondrial. Gene Ontology annotation, molecular function: thiamine pyrophosphate binding; oxoglutarate dehydrogenase (succinyl-transferring) activity. Bases 1 to 3018 code for a protein of 1005 amino acids. Lineage: Eukaryota; Fungi; Ascomycota; Eurotiomycetes; Chaetothyriales; Herpotrichiellaceae. Gene Ontology annotation, cellular component: mitochondrion; oxoglutarate dehydrogenase complex. The record is from RefSeq and is a predicted model, not a curated record. The transcript is spliced from 4 exons. Gene Ontology annotation, biological process: tricarboxylic acid cycle.
AUGGCCCGCAGCUCGAUGCUGCGCCGAAGCUAUGCCAUGGCAGCAGAAGAGUCGAACAAGGGAGUAGACCCCAACGACUCGUUCCUGCAAGGGAACACAGCCAACUACAUCGACGAGAUGUACAUGGCUUGGAAACGAGACCCGUCCUCCGUCCACAUCUCGUGGCAGGCCUACUUCCACAAUAUGGAGGAAGGCACCAUGCCGGUCUCUCGCGCGUUCCAACCUCCUCCCGGCCUUAUAUCGCAGGCUGAGGGUGCGGCCAGCCUGGCUCCGAGCGCAGUAACGAGCGAAGCCAGUGGGGAUGUCACAAAUCACUUGAAGGUCCAAUUGCUCGUGCGAGCAUACCAGUCAACCGGUCAUCACAAAGCUAAGACGGACCCUCUUGGUAUUCGUGGCGAGGCAGAAGCAUUUGGCUACCGCAGACCAAAAGAGUUGGAGUUGGAUCACUAUGGCUUUACCGAGACGGACCUUGAUCAAGAAUUCACCCUUGGGCCGGGUAUCUUGCCUAGAUUCGCCACCGAGUCACGCAAGAAGAUGAAACUGCGCGAUAUUAUCGCCGCAUGUGAGAAAAUCUACUGCGGCUCGUACGGCGUUGAGUACAUCCACAUCCCCGACCGAGAGCAAUGCGACUGGAUCAGGAACAGAAUCGAGGUCCCCACGCCAUACAAGUACUCUGUCGAUGAAAAACGCCGCAUUCUCGACAGACUGAUCUGGAGUUCCAGCUUCGAGUCCUUCUUGGCCACCAAGUAUCCCAAUGACAAGCGUUUCGGUCUGGAAGGAUGCGAAACUCUCGUGCCAGGCAUGAAAGCCAUGAUCGACAGGAGCGUCGACUAUGGCAUCAAAGAUAUCGUCAUUGGCAUGCCACACAGAGGAAGACUGAACGUCCUGAGCAAUGUUGUUCGAAAGCCGAACGAAUCCAUCUUCAGCGAGUUCUCCGGGACAACCGAGGCCAGCGAUGAAGGCUCGGGCGACGUGAAAUACCACCUGGGCAUGAACUUUGAACGACCAACGCCAUCGGGAAAGCGUGUCCAGCUCUCCCUUGUCGCCAAUCCGUCCCACUUGGAAGCUGAGGACCCUGUUGUGCUCGGAAAGACUCGCGCCAUACAACACUACAACAACGACGAGAAGCAACACCUGACUGCCAUGGGUGUACUGCUUCACGGCGAUGCUGCUUUUGCGGCACAGGGCGUCGUCUACGAAACUCUCGGCUUCCACGCUCUCCCCGCUUACUCGACUGGCGGUACUAUCCACAUCAUUGUAAACAACCAGAUCGGGUUCACUACGGAUCCUAGAUUUGCUCGAUCGACACCUUACUGCUCGGACAUUGCCAAGGCAAUUGACGCUCCGGUGUUCCACGUCAACGGUGAUGACGUCGAAGCCGUCAACUUCGUGUGCCAGAUGGCUGCCGAUUGGAGAGCCGAUUUCAAGAAGGACUGUGUCAUCGAUAUCGUGUGCUACCGCAAACAGGGUCACAAUGAAACCGAUCAGCCCUCUUUCACGCAGCCACUCAUGUACAAACGAAUCGAGUCGAUCAAACCGCAACUCGACAAGUACGUCGACAAGCUGCUGGAAGAAAACACCUUCACCAAAGACGACAUCGACGAACACAAGAAAUGGGUAUGGGGCAUGCUCAACGACAGUUUCGACCGGAGCAAAGAGUAUCAACCCACAGGCAAGGAGUGGCUCACUUCGGCCUGGAACGGCUUCAAAUCACCCAAAGAGCUCGCCACCGAGGUUCUUCCUCAUCCGCCAACCGGCGUCCCUUCAGAUAUGCUGAAGGAGAUCGGCAAGAAGAUCGGCGAGGCCCCAGAAGGUUUCACUGUGCAUCGCAACCUCAAGCGUAUUCUUGCUGGCCGCCAGAAGGCGGUUUCCGAUGGUAAAGGCAUUGACUGGGCGACGGCCGAGGCUCUUGCUUUCGGUACCCUUUGCCUCGAGGGCCACCAUGUACGUGUUUCCGGUCAAGAUGUCGAACGUGGCACAUUUUCGCAGCGACAUGCCGUCCUGCAUGACCAGGAGACCGAAGGCACGUGGACGCCACUCAGCAAUUUGUCCCAGGAGCAAGGAGCCUUCACCAUCUCCAAUUCGUCCUUGAGUGAGUUCGGUGUUCUCGGCUUUGAAUACGGUUACUCACUCUCGUCGCCCAAUGCGCUCGUCAUGUGGGAGGCUCAAUUUGGAGAUUUUGCCAACAACGCCCAAUGUAUCAUCGAUCAGUUUAUCGCUUCAGGAGAGGUCAAGUGGUUGCAGAGAUCCGGCUUGGUUUGCUCUUUGCCUCAUGGUUACGAUGGACAGGGACCCGAGCAUAGCAGUGGCCGCAUGGAACGAUAUUUGCAACUUUGCAACGAGGAGCCACGUGUGUUCCCGUCGCAAGACAAGCUCGACCGACAGCAUCAGGACUGCAACAUGCAAGUCGCGUAUAUGACAACGCCUUCCAACUAUUUCCAUAUUCUCCGGCGACAGAUGAACCGACAAUUCAGAAAACCAUUGAUUGUGUUCUUCUCAAAGUCCCUUCUCCGACAUCCUCUUGCACGCUCCAACCUUGAGGACUUCGAGGGCGACUCUCACUUCCAAUGGAUCAUCCCAGACCCAGAACACGGCAAGGCAAUAGCUGAGCCCGAUGAGAUUGACCGGGUCGUCAUCUGCACGGGUCAAGUUUACGCGGCUCUGCACAAGCACCGUGGCGACAAGGGGUUCAAGAACACUGCCAUCACGCGUAUCGAGCAGCUCAACCCCUUCCCAUGGGCCCAGCUCAAGGAAAACCUCGACACGUACAAGAACGCCAAGACGAUCGUGUGGUGUCAGGAGGAACCUCUCAACGCCGGCGCAUGGAGUUUCGUCCAGCCGCGUAUCGAGACUUUGUUGAAUCAGACGGAGCACCACAACAGACGGCACGUCAUGUAUGCUGGCAGAGAUCCUAGUGCGUCGGUGGCCACGGGCACAAAGGCCAACCACGUCAAGGAGGAGCAAGCAUUACUUGAGGAAGCGUUCAAGGUGACGCAGGAUAAGUUGAAGGGCGAAUGA